AUGUCGCUCUCGAAACAGGUAGAAAACCUCAAACUCGAAGCAGAGCAAAAAGUCACCCCUUGGGAGGUGGAAGGUGCUGUGGUCAACGGAGAAGCCGUUGCUAUUGACUAUGAAAAACUUAUUAAGCAGUUUGGUACUAGGCCCAUCAAUGAAGCUACUUUAGAUCGUUUCAAAGAGGUCACAGGAUACGAGCCCCACCAUUUUAUGCGGAAGGGACUUUUCUUUUCGGAACGUGACUUCAACAGGAUUUUGGACUUAUAUGAGCACGGAGAACCUUUCUUUCUAUACACAGGUAGAGGACCCUCCAGUGACUCUAUGCACUUAGGUCACAUGGUUCCAUUUAUUUUCACCAAAUGGCUUCAGCAGGUGUUUGAUGUGCCCCUUGUGAUAGAACUUACUGACGAUGAAAAGUUCCUCUUCAAGCAGAAAUUGACUAUCGAGGACGUCAAAAAGUUUGCCAAAGAUAACGCCAAGGACAUCAUCGCCGUGGGCUUCAAGCCGGAUAAUACCUUCAUCUUCUCGGAUCUCGAAUAUAUGAACCCGGCUUUUUACGAAACAAUCCUCCGAGUUUCUCGACAGAUCACCACUUCUACUGCCAAGGCUGUGUUUGGCUUCCAGGACUCCGAUUGUAUUGGUAAGAUUCACUUUGCUUCCAUUCAGAUCUCUACGGCUUUUCCUUCGUCCUUCCCUGACGUUUUGGGUCUUCCACCAAAGACUCCUGCUUUAAUUCCAUGUGCCAUCGAUCAAGAUCCGUACUUCCGUGUUUGUAGAGACGUGGCAGAGAAGUUGCACUUUAGUAAACCCGCCUUGAUUCAUUCCAGGUUCUUCCCUGCUUUGCAAGGUCCAACCACAAAGAUGAGUGCCUCAAAUGAGAACACUGCAAUCUUUAUGACGGACACCCCCAAGCAGAUCAAGAAAAAGGUCAAUAAGUACGCCUUUUCUGGAGGUAAAGCUACUUUAGAAGAGCAUAGAAAGUAUGGAGGUAAUCCUGAUAUCGAUGUGGCCUAUCAGUAUUUGUCCUUCUUCAAAGACGAUGACUCCGAGUUGAAGAACGUUUCCGACUCGUACAAAUCCGGUGAGCUGCUUUCGGGUGAGAUGAAGAAUCUCUGUAUCGAUGUUUUGCAACGGUUUGUUAAGGAGUUCCAAGAAAGACGCGCUAAAGUGGACCAGCCUACUUUGGAUGCCUUCAUGAAGCCUCAUAAGUUGAUUUGGGGACAGAAACCUCGCCGUGUGGCACCAAAGCCUAGAGAGACCAAGCAAUCCAAGAAAAAGAGUUAG
Molecule: messenger RNA, 1278 nt
Organism: Brettanomyces nanus
Lineage: Eukaryota; Fungi; Ascomycota; Pichiomycetes; Pichiales; Pichiaceae
Gene: WRS1
Product: tryptophan--tRNA ligase
Exons: 1
Coding region: 1-1278 (425 amino acids)
Biological process (GO): tryptophanyl-tRNA aminoacylation
Cellular component (GO): cytoplasm
Molecular function (GO): ATP binding; tryptophan-tRNA ligase activity
Source: RefSeq, a predicted model, not a curated record